Anguilla rostrata (American eel) is the source of this 2351-nucleotide messenger RNA. RefSeq lists its product as uncharacterized. The record is from RefSeq and is a predicted model, not a curated record. The coding region runs from base 370 to 1170 and encodes 266 amino acids. Lineage: Eukaryota; Metazoa; Chordata; Actinopteri; Anguilliformes; Anguillidae. The transcript has a single exon.
GUCUGGAAACUGUGUCAAUGGUUUGGUUUGCCCUAAUUAAUGGUCAUUCUAGCCUUAGCUUAGAGUUACAGAAGGGCUUGGCUCUCAAACGGAUAACCAGGUAAAAGAAAACCAAAUGCUGAACUCGGGCAGGGCAAUCCUCCAGUCUUUUACAGGACAACAGUGGCGCAAAUUUUGUAAAGGACAUUCUUGCCUGUGGAUUACAGAAGGAAUCGUUGAAUUUUUCGAAUCUCGCUUAUGACCAUCCUUCAGUUGAUAAUGGCUUGAUUUCGAAUAUUCAGGAAGAAAGUUUAACAGUAAUCCAACCGAUAACAUACUAUAGGUCAUGUCUUUGUGAAUUUGAACCGUUAUUGGGCUCUUGGUAUUACGAUGGCUGCGUCCACCACAAAAGUGGAAAAGGUGACGAAAUAUGAGACAUCAAAGCUUCUGGAAAAAUGUAAAAAGGAGAGAGACGAUGCGAUACACAGAGAGAAUACGAUGAGGGACAAGCUGAGGCAAUACGAGUCCAGGAUAAGGUCAACCGAGGGGCUUAAACAAAAAAUGAAAAAUAUGUCACUGGACAACAAGGAGCUGCGUAAAACCGUGAAAACGCUAAGGGCUGAUCUGGGUUUGGAAUCGAGUCCAAAGUUCCAAGGGAAAACCACCAGGGAUAUUAUCAACGACCUGCACGAAAAAGAGCGUCAGUACAUCUCAAUGGUAGAAAGAGCGGGGAAGUUGAGUCGGACGAUUGAUGAACUUACAUCGGAGCUGGCCAACACAGUAACUUCCAAAACUCUUCUGGAAGAACAGGUAGAAUCCCUACAGCAGAACCUGAAGGAAAUGACCAACAACCAGCGUCGCUUGCUGAAACUUUGGGAGGACAAGAAAGCACAAAGAGAACAGCUGUCCCUUCCGGCUAUUGGUCAAAGACCCGGGCAGCGACCUGUUGUACAUAAAAGCGUUCAGACCGAGAUGUCCAUCAGCGUGGCCCAGAAACUGCCUGCUAAUGCUUUUGAAAUUAAACCAGUUCGACGGGAGACUGAAAGAAAUAAAUCCACUUUAGAAAAACGCGGUAUUUUACAGAACGGUACUCAUCGAGAGAAAACAUCUUUCAUGCACUCUGAACCAAAAGGCGUCCCGAAUUUAUUGAUGCAACACACUGGUUUGGAGACCUAUAAUAGCAACAGCUAGGACUAUUGGUGCCCUAUUAUUAUGGGGAAUCAUAUCGAUCAAAUUUAGCCUAUAGCUGGCGAGGUAGGAUGGACUCCGAAUAUGGUUUCAGCUAUACAGCGUAAUAAUGUUUGUACAUGUGCCCACUUAAAAUGAAAAACAUUUUUAAAGUGUUGCUGUUCCUGUUUUAUGCGGUGUACUCGAUGUUGGAUGAAGUCGCGCUUUUGUUGCCAGUAAUCGUUCCAUCGAUACAUAGGGGCAAGCUACAGAUUACUACUGUUUUUGACCAGAAACUUACAGUUUACAAGAAGUUACAUCAGAAGUUUACAAGUAUUUUUUACCUGCUUCUAAUAGCGACCAUAGUAACUAGCUUGCAAGAUUGGCUACUACUAUAGAUUGAUUGAUUGCUAUAUAAUUGCAUUCACAUUUCCCAUAAACUAGCGUAGCCUUCCCAUCUGUAGACUGAGUCUAUGUGAUAUUUAUUUCAAAUACUAGGCCUAUUGAAGUUUGAGGAUAAACAGGAUCCUACAAAAUAAUUUGAUUUUUAUUUCACCUUUGUCCUUCAUGACUGAAGUACCAAUUAUUUCUCUUUGAAGGCCAGUUUAAUCAAUCCAUAUAACCUAAAUUCGGUUUAGCAAUGCCGCAUUUCAGGUAAUAUGAUGUAUUGCUUAAUUUAUGUUUUUUUUCUUAAAAUUAAGAAUCGCCUCCAUGUGUACAUUUUCUGUCUCAGAAUCGGUAUAGACUUCACAGAAAGAGCUUGAAUUCUUAUUAAGAAUUUGUCGUCAAUGCAAUUUUUAAUCCGGAUGCUGAAUGUACUAUGAAUCAAUGCCUUCACUAGUCUCAGUGUAAAAUUUCUUAUAAAUGUUGCACUCUAUGAAUGACCUUUUCAGGACUAUUUUUCUUUUGCAAAUCAAACAGUAACACAGAAGUAGGCUACUGUUCACAGUAAAUGUACAUUCAACUCCAGUAGUGUACAUGGUAUGGUAUGUACAUGCUGCAUGAUAUACUGAGUCAAAUGAAAAAAAUCUUGCAUUUUUUUACAGGCUGCUGGUAUCACCAUAUUAUGUUGUCAGCUCAAACAGUGGGUGGUCAGCAUAGAAUUCCCUUGGCUGAAGGACUGAAAAAGAGACACUUGGCAUCACUAACUCAAAAUUAAACUGGUUGGCUCUACUUAAACCUUUUUUUUUUUUUUUAAAUAAAAA